Messenger RNA from Sorex fumeus (smoky shrew), 3359 nucleotides. It is a transcript of the gene FBXO10, whose product is annotated as F-box protein 10. Gene Ontology annotation, biological process: regulation of apoptotic process; protein ubiquitination; ubiquitin-dependent protein catabolic process. NCBI's taxonomy places the organism in Eukaryota, Metazoa, Chordata, Mammalia, Eulipotyphla, Soricidae. The record is from RefSeq and is a predicted model, not a curated record. The transcript is spliced from 12 exons. Bases 118 to 3069 code for a protein of 983 amino acids. Gene Ontology annotation, molecular function: protein binding.
GCUGUGCUGCGGCUCGGGCGCCCGCGCUCGGCGCUGCUGUGGGCGAGCGGCCCCGAGAGCUCCCGGGGGGCAGCUGUGUGGUAGUGCUGUUGAAGAGCUGACCUGCACAGGCCAGAGAUGUGUGCUCACUGCUGCUCCGCGCCCAGCUUGGACCAGCUUCCUGCCAGCUUGAUCCCGUGCUUGGAUUCCAAGGUGACCAUGGAGGCCGGUGGGCUGCCCCUGGAGCUGUGGCGCAUGAUCCUGGCCUACCUGCACCUUCCGGACCUGGGCCGCUGCAGCCUGGUGUGCAGGGCCUGGUACGAGCUGAUCCUUAGCCUGGACAGCACGCGCUGGCGCCAGCUCUGCCUGGGCUGCACCGAGUGCCGCCACCCCAACUGGCCCAACCAGCCCCACGUGGAGCCCGAGUCAUGGCGGGAGGCCUUCAAGCAGCACUACCUAGCCUCGAAGACGUGGGCCAAGAACGCCCUAGACCUCGAGUCAUCCGUCUGCUUCUCGCUCUUCCGCCGGCGGCGGGAACGGCGCACCCUGAACGUGGGGCCGGGCCACGAGUUCGACAGCCUGGGCAGCGCCUUGGCCAUGGCCAGCCUCUACGACCGCAUCGUGCUGUUCCCGGGCGUGUACGAGGAGCAAGGCGAGAUCAUCCUGAAGGUGCCCGUGGAGAUCGUGGGUCAGGGCAAGCUGGGGGAGGUGGCCCUGCUGGCCAGCAUCGACCAGCACUGCUCCACCACGCGCCUGUGCAACCUCGUCUUCAUGCCCGCCUGGUUCUCCCCCUUUAUGUUCAAGACAACAUCGGGGCACGUCCAGUUUGACAACUGCAACUUCGAGAACGGCCACAUCCAGGUCCACGGCCCGGGCACGUGCCAGGUGAAGUUCUGUACCUUCAAGAACACGCACGUCUUCCUGCACAAUGUGCCCCUGUGCGUCCUGGAGAACUGUGAGUUUGUGGGCAGCGAGAACAACUCCGUGACGGUCGAGGGCCACCCAUCAGCUGACCGGAACUGGGCCUACAAGUACCUCCUGGGGCUCAUCAAGUCUUCACCCAGCCUGCUCCCCACCGAGGACUCAGACGCGCUGAUGUCCCUGGACCUGGAGAGCAGGGACCAGGCAUGGAGCCCUAAGACGUGUGACAUCGUCAUCGAGGGGAGCCAGAGCCCCACCAGCCCCGCCUCCAGCUCCCCAAAGCCCGGCUCCAAGGCCAGCUCCCAGGACACGGAAGGGGGCAGCGACGGGGAGCGCGUGGCCCAGACCCCGGACAGCAGCGACGGGGGCCUGAGUCCCAGCGGCGAGGACGAGGACGAGGACCAGCUGACCUACCGGCUGUCCUACCAAGUGCAGGGCCCCCGCCCGGUCCUGGGGGGCUCCUUCCUGGGUCCCCCGCUGCCGGGCGCCUCCAUUCAGCUGCCCAGCUGCCUCGUGCUCAACUCCCUGCAGCAGGAGCUGCAGAAGGACAAAGAGGCCAUGGCCCUGGCCAGCUCCGUGCAGGGCUGCCUCAUCCGUAAGUGCCUGUUCCGGGACGGGAAGGGCGGCGUGUUCGUGUGCUCCUACGGCCGUGCCAAGAUGGAGGCCAACGUCUUUCGGAACCUGACCUACGCCGUGCGCUGCAUCCACAACAGCAAGAUCGUCAUGCUCAGGAACGACAUCCAUCGCUGCCGGGCCUCAGGAAUCUUUCUUCGCUUGGAGGGAGGAGGCCUGAUCGCUGGCAACAACAUCUACCACAACGCCGAGGCAGGCGUGGACAUCCGAAAGAAGUCCAACCCGCUCAUCCUGUGCAACCAGAUCCACCAUGGCCUGCGCUCUGGCAUCGUCGUCCUCGGCAACGGGAAAGGUGUCAUCAGGAACAACCAGAUCUUCUCAAACAAGGAGGCUGGCAUUUACAUCCUAUACCACGGGAACCCCAUUGUGAGUGGGAACCACAUUUUCAAGGGCCGUGCAGCGGGCAUCGCGGUGAAUGAGAAUGGCAAAGGCCUCAUCACAGAGAACGUCAUCCGGGAGAACCAGUGGGGCGGGGUGGACAUCCGCCGGGGUGGCGUGCCCGUGCUCAGGAGCAACCUCAUCUGCUUCGGCUACUCGGACGGUGUGGUUGUGGGCGACGAGGGCAAAGGGCUGAUCGAGGGUAACACCAUCUAUGCCAACAAGGGCUGCGGGGUGUGGAUGAUGUCAUCCAGCCUGCCCCACGUCACCAGCAACCAUGUCAGCUACAACGGCCUGUACGGAGUGGCCGUGUUCAGCCAGAAGGAUGGCUCAGGCGAGCUCCCGGGAGGCCACGGGGCCCAGGAGAACUUCAGCGAGGACGGGGACGCCAUCCUCUGGGAGACCGAGCUGGAGAAGGACGAUGACCCGCUGCGCCGGCCCGUCACUGUGGCUCUUGUGGAGUCCAACAGCAUCAACCACAACGGGGCCUCGGGACUGUACGUGCAGAGCAGCGAGGCGCUGCACGUGGUCACCAACGUGAUCCACGCCAACGGGGACCGAGGCAUCACCGUGGCGCAGAGCAGCCAGCUCACCCGGGUGACCAACAACAGCAUCUCCUGCAACCGGCAGAGCGGGGUCCGGGUGGAGGCGCCAUGCAAGGUGGAGCUCCGGGGCAACGGCGUCUACGACAACCGUGGCCACGGCGUCAUCACCAAGGGCGACAGCACGGUGGUCAUCGAGAACGACAUCAUCGGCAACCGGGGUAGCGGGCUGCAGCUGCUGCCCAGGUCCGACACCAAGGUGAUAAAGAACCGGAUCCACUCGUUCCGGGCCUACGGCAUUGCUGUGCGUGGCCGCGCCAAGGCCCUGGUGCAGGAGAACAUCAUCUUCCAGGGCAAAAACAACAAGACCAUCUUUCAGCAGAUUGCAAACAACCGGGACUGCGUCAUGCAGAACAACAAAUUCUUGGUCUUCAAGAAAAAAUCAGACACAUGGCGCCUCAUGAACCCCCCAGCGCGGCCCCACCUAGAGAAUGCCCUCCGGGGCCCCUCAUCAGCCCACAGUGGGCAGAAGGUGACGGCCAUGGCGACCCGGAUCUCAGCCCGCGUGGAAGGCGGUUACCACAGCAACCGCAGCAUCUUCUGCACCAUCCUAUGAGAAGAGGAGCCCUCGGUGUGGGCCGUGGGGCUGGCCCAAGACUCUGGGAACAGCCCCUCUCACUGCCUGCUCUCGAGGUGCUGUGACUAAGAGGCCGUGGGGUAGAAGACACAGUAACCUGUGAGGGCACUGGGUCGGGUCCCCAUUGUCCUCAACUCCCCAGGCUCCCUGGGGAACUCAGAUCAUUAACCCGCCCACUCCCACCCCACUGCCUUUCUGCCCCAAGGUCCUCCACAUGGGACAUUGGGAGGAUGAUUCUCGAGGAGAAAACAGAACCAAAGGUGGUGGGC